Molecule: messenger RNA, 1071 nt
Organism: Helicoverpa zea (corn earworm)
Lineage: Eukaryota; Metazoa; Arthropoda; Insecta; Lepidoptera; Noctuidae
Product: 3-oxoacyl-[acyl-carrier-protein] reductase FabG-like
Exons: 1
Coding region: 102-854 (250 amino acids)
Molecular function (GO): oxidoreductase activity
Source: RefSeq, a predicted model, not a curated record
UUAUUUUUAGACUAAUCAGUUCCGCAUCUUAUGAUAAAACGUAUUUAUAAGUAAUUUCGGCAUAGUACGCUAUCAAACUCGAUACCGUAAAGUCUAUCAAUAUGUUUGCCAACAAAGUAGCGCUCGUGACCGGAGGAAGUUCAGGUAUUGGUGCGGCCACUGUGGAACUGUUCGCUAAAGAAGGAGCAUCAGUCGCCAUCGUCGGCAGAAACGAAACCCGACUGCAAGAAGUCGCUAAGAAAUGCGAACAAUAUGGAGCUCCAACCCUCGUCAUCAAAGCUGAUGUCUCCAAUGAAGAACAGACCAAGACUGUUGUUCAAAAGACGGUAGAUAAAUUCGGGAAACUCGACGUGCUUGUAAAUAAUGCUGGCAUUCUUCGCUUUGCUACUCUUGAGCAAUCUGAUACAUUAAAGUACUACGAUGAAGUCAUGAAUACAAAUCUUCGUUCCGUUGUCCAGAUAACUAAUCUAGCUAUUCCUCACCUCAAAGAAACUAAAGGUAAUAUUAUAAACGUUUCCAGUGUAGCUUCUACGUCUUACAAGGUAGCAGGGUUAUCAGCUUACAGCAUAUCUAAAGCUGGCAUGGAUCACUUUACAAGAUGUGCAGCUGUUGAACUUGCUCCUUCUGGUGUCAGAGUGAAUUGCGUCAAUCCUGGACCUGUAGUUACGGAGAUUAUAGCCAAUGCUAACAUUCCUUCAGAACUAGAGGGUAAAGAUGCAGGACAGAUGACUGCUUUAGGAAGAUAUUCUGAUGCUGAAGAGGUGGCAGAUAUAAUUCUGUAUCUAGCCAGUGAGAAGGCUAAAAGUAUUACGGGUGUCUGCAGCGUAAUUGAUAAUGGUUAUUUAAUGAAAUAAAUAAAUUUGAUUCUGGUGAACAUGGAUAUUUUAACUACUAUACGUGUAUUUCAAAUUGUUUUGUCGUCGUUUAAAAUAUAAAUAUUAAUAAUACUGAUACCAUUAUCUCUCUGAUUGCUAAUUAGUCAGCCACUGUGAUUGUAUUGUAGACAUUAUUGAUAUGUACUGUAUUAUUUUUCUUAUCAUAGUUACAUGACUUGUUAUGUAAAUUGUUUUC